This is a messenger RNA of Oldenlandia corymbosa var. corymbosa, 1067 nucleotides long. The record is from the annotation of a GenBank genome assembly. NCBI's taxonomy places the organism in Eukaryota, Viridiplantae, Streptophyta, Magnoliopsida, Gentianales, Rubiaceae.
ACUUCAUCUGAAUAGUCCAAUGUUGUUUGGAAGAUCAAUUCAAUCAGCUAGCCAUCUCUGUCACAUUAACCUAUAUAUAUCUUCAUCUUCGGAUCUUUUGGAUGUAAGAAUCAAAGUGAAAACUAAGCACACAUAUUUUGCUAGAGUUGCAAAAAAAAAAAAAAAAACUAAUAAAAAAUUGAGAGAUCCAUAUUGAAAUUAUUAGUACGUAGUGAUUUCAAAAAUGAUGAUGAGAUUGGUUGCAUUACUUCUUCUCGCCAUUACGAUUUCCGCUGCCCAAUUGGGUCAUGGCCUAAUUGAUGACCAAAGCCCCGAAGGCGUUCAAAAAUGGUUUGAAGAAUUUCCGGAUGCAAAACCCAAGUUAACAAAGCUUCAUUUCUAUCUUAACGACAUUGCCAGCAAGAAGCCUCCGAUGAGCGCUCCGGUUGCGCAGGCCGAAUCUACGGCCACAUCGCCGACCAAUUUCGGCUUAGUUACCGUGAUGGACGGCGCACUAACCGACAAGCCGAGUGGAAAGGUCAUCGGUCGGGCUCAAGGGCUUUUUACUUUUUCCUCGCAGGAAGAAUUAAGUGCCCUUGUGACCCUUAACUUUGUGUUCACCGACGGCGAGUUCAGUGGAAGCACCCUCAGCGUUUUGGGGCGCAACCCCAUAAUGCAAGCCUACCGGGAACUUCCAGUGAUUGGUGGUUCCGGCGCGUUCCGGCUAGCACGAGGGAUGGCCACCGCUAAGACUUACUAUCAGAAUGUCACCGCUGGAGAUGAUAUUGUUGAAGUUCAAAUGGUUUUGUACCGUAACGUUCUUCCUGGUCAAGAGGAUUAAUACUGAUGAUGCCACUGCUUAAUUAUAUAAAGUUGAAUUAAACCUUCUCAUGCAUAAAUUCAUUUGUCUUGUUACUCAAUGAAGAAGUAUUUUUUUUUUUUUUUUAACCUUAGUUCAUUAGUACUUGAAAUAAACAUCUUGUACUCAAUAAAAUUGGUUGCGGCAAUUGGGAGGUCAUGCUCUAUUACCACAACUUUCUAAUGAAGUGAUUUGUUAUUUCCUACUUGCAUGUUGUAUUAAAUCAUCC